GGCCAGAGAAAGGUCCCACACCAGCACCUCCGUUCCGCAGGGUGGAUAUUGCCCUGGGCUGCUCUUACAUGGGGGAAGAUGUUACAGGCUCGCUGCGUGCCUCUGGCGGCUGGGCCUCCGAGCAUCCUGCUACCCUCGUGCUGAGGAGUGUCAGCAUCAGAGAUGAUGGGAACUUGGAUGAUAUAACUGGGUACAAAGUCCCACAGGAAAAUCCUGACUCCUCUUCUCCCAUUGUCUUUGAAGCCUCAGCCCAGUCAGUAUCCAUCGCACAUGCAGAGUCCCUGCUGCACGCGGACUGCGGUGGGGAGGAGGUGAACUGCGAGAUCUCCCCAUCCAGCUCCCAGACGGCUGGUGAGGGGCCCGGCCGCACCUCCUGGUUCGUGGCCACCCUGCAGCUCUCCAGCGGGAUCAGUAUCGCCUUGGUGCUCAGAGGACCCCACUGCAUCAGCCAGGAGGGAGAGGAGCAUGAUGGAACACUGCAUCCAAAGCUGAUGAUUCCUAUGAGCAAGGAGGGGACGUUGCUAACCACAGUUGAAUUUCAGUCAUCAUCACGCAACACUUCCCUGCGCACGCAUCUUGGCAGCUCAGUCACCCUCGAUUGCCGCUUUGUCUUGGCUCCCAGCUCUUCGUUUUCCUCCCUGGAGUGGAGGAGGCAACACCAAGGCAGUGGCCAUAGCCUUUUCCGGUACCAGGUGGGGAGCACAGGCCCAGCAGCGCAGCCGAAACUCCACGUGGAUGUGGCAGAGCUGCUGGCGAGUGGAGACGCAUCACUUCGCCUACAAGGAGUGACCGUGGGAGACGAAGGGACAUACAUCUGUUUGGUGUCCACCCCACUGCACCAGGUCCAGCACAUCAUCCAGCUGCUUGUGGCUGAGCCUCCAAGAGUUCGUGUCAUUCCAUCAGUGGUGUCACUCGAGAGAGAUAUGACGACUACACUGACCUGCAACAUUGCUGGCUAUUACCCACUGGACGUCUCAGUCAGCUGGACACAGAAGAUUGCCAAGGAUGAUGCGGAAAUCCCUCUCUCAAAUGCACGUUUCUCCAGCCACCGGCAAAGCCGAGAUGGCACCUACAGCAUCACCUCCUACCUCAGCAUCAGCUCAGCCACGGCACGGGCACCAGCCACCUACAGCUGCCAUGUUUCACAUGUGGCCCUGGCAGAGCCCAUCUCUGUGAGUGCCCAUCUUAAGGCACCAGAGCAAACGGGAUCAGAAGGACUGGUGGGGGGUUUCAUCGCUACCACCAUUUUCAUCGUUGUCCUCUUCAUUUUGCUCAGGAGAAGAGCAGCUAAACCAAAGUCUGAGCAACUUCUAAGGGCUUCAGAAUAG
Pterocles gutturalis (yellow-throated sandgrouse) is the source of this 1328-nucleotide messenger RNA. RefSeq names its product TAP binding protein-like (gene TAPBPL). The transcript has 6 exons. The annotation marks the transcript as partial. The record is from RefSeq and is a predicted model, not a curated record. Lineage: Eukaryota; Metazoa; Chordata; Aves; Pterocliformes; Pteroclidae.